This is a messenger RNA of Styela clava, 6776 nucleotides long. RefSeq lists its product as uncharacterized. Gene Ontology annotation, molecular function: protein binding. Lineage: Eukaryota; Metazoa; Chordata; Ascidiacea; Stolidobranchia; Styelidae. The record is from RefSeq and is a predicted model, not a curated record.
GGACAACUAGAUUCAGGAGAGGAUACCUUUUUGUACUUUUGACAGUGACGGUUUAAGAUAAUACAGAUGUAAUUUCGAUCCUAUUUUACAUUCAAAUUUCACAUCACAUCUUAGUUGGGUGUUAUUUGAGCAGAAAAAUUUUCAGAAUGAGUUCAGUUGAUCAUGAAAUUGAUAAACUUUCGAAAGAAACUCCUCAAUCUAGUGAUAAAAAUGAUAAUAAUCAAAACACCCCUGGAACAAACAAGAGUUCCAUGCAAUUGGCAGAAGAUAAAACACAAGAAUUGGAGACUAGUUACAGAAUAUUGACCGAAAUUGUCAAGCAAAAUAAAUCGACAUGUUGGCCUUUUAUGGAAAAGGUUGACAUAAAAGGACUUGGACUUUGGGAUUAUGAAAAAAAGAUUAAAGAGCCAAUGUGGCUUAAUAAAAUUAUAGAAAAAUUUGAAAGCAAACAAUAUUCUGGAAUUACUGAAUUUGCUAGAGAUUUUCGCACUAUGGUUGAAAAUUGUUAUCGGUAUAACGGCACUGAAAAUGCUAUCUCAAAAAGGGCAAAACGAAUUGAAAUGAUUUUUGAAGGAAAAAUAGCUCUUUUGAAAAAAGAACUUAAAGAUAAAGCUUCAAUUUUUAUCACAUCAAAAGGAAAGUUUGCAAUUGACAUGAAUGAUGAUAAUUUAGCGCCGGUCAGUCGUUAUGGACGUAUUGGAAACGCAAGAGAAUAUGCUUUUGGCUUCAACGACACCGAUGUAAAAUUGGUUUAUGAUUUUGUAAAAUGUGAGGAAACAGUACUAGGAGAAGAUGAUAAGAAGUCUAGUUAUCGUGAGAGACGUCAACAAGAGCUUUUGUAUCAGCGUAUCGCCGCAGCUUGGAUUAACACAAUAGAUGGACACGAGGAUGCAAAAUUAAUUCGUACAUCUCAUCUUCUGCCUGAGAUAGGAUUCUUUUUACAUUUUGCUGAAUCCGUUUUAAAGUUCCCAGAAUUAAAUAUGUAUUUAUUAGAAAGGUGUAUCAUAAUACCUGAAAAUUCUCUUUAUUUGGCAAAGAUUAUGACAUCACUUCUAUGCACUUAUCAAGAGAGAAGUCAAUUAAAUCAAAGACCUCCGAUGCAUUUCUCAACUUGGAAUAAACGAUUAAAUGAACGUUUAUCAAAAUGGUUUGAAAUAGUACAAAAAACGAAAUCGUACUUAAUUGCUUCUGAAAAACUUGGAAUCAGUAUAGAAUUUUUUGAGUCGAUGGAAUGGAAAAACCAACUUCAUUCUCUUGACAAAAUGAUAACUUUUACAGAAUUGAAAUUCGCUCAAAAGUUGCAAAUUUUAAAAGCGCUUUGCGACUCUUCAUCCUUGUUACAAAGUGUUCAAAAUGCUCUUCUAGCCAUGGAUUCACCUCAAUUACAAUGUAUGCAACUGGGUAAAGAUUAUCUUGGUAAUAUUUAUAUAUAUUUUCCUCAAUUUUGUGGCGAUGAUGUAAGAGUUUAUAGGCAUCGAGAAUUCGGGGAACCGGUUCCUAAGUACGGCCCGGAUGAGAUUUGGGUUCCAGAGAGACCUGUUUCAUCUAUCACAGACAUUGUAGCGAGUAGUGUUCCCAUGGAAAAUGAUACCUCAGAAGGGAGCACUAUUAAACAUGAAAAUUCGAAUGAAAUAGACAUUGAAAAAGAGAAUGAUAAUUCUGAAUUGGAUGAAUUAUCCAAGAAAAUUGUUUCUGAUAGUGUUCCCAUGAUAAAUGAUACCUCAGGAGGGAACACAUUUAAAAAUGGAAAAUCAAGUGAUGAAAUUCCAAAUGAAAUAGACAUUGAAAAUGAGAAUGUAAAGUCUAAAUUAGAUGAAUUAUCCGAGAAAAUUGUUUCUGAUAGUGUUCCCAUGAUAAAUAAAACAUCAGAGGGGGACCCCGUUGAAAAUGAAGGAUCGAACAUCAAAAAUUCAAAUGAUAUUGACAUCGAAAAGGAGAAUGAAAAUUCUGAAUUAUCCAAGGUAAUGGUUUCUGAGAGUAUGAACAAUAAAACGUCAGAGAAAGACUCUGUUGAAAACAAAGAAUCAAACAACGGACUCCAAAAUGAAAUGGACAUUGAAAAGGAAAGCGUGAAUUCUGAAUUAGAUGAAUUAUCUCAGAAAAAUGAAACCAUGUCUGAACCUAUUACCCAAGAAUCUGAAAAUUGCAUCAAAGAUGAAGUUCCUAAACUUUCGCCACACGAAGACAUAACAACAUCUGAAAAUUGUGAUACUGUGCCCAAAAAACAUAAAGAUGACAAUCUUUUUGAAGCUAUGGAAGUACUUAAUAAUGAUACAAGUGCAGAUUUGUCUCUGAAAAUAGAAAAUAAUUGCGAUGAGAUCCCUGUUACAAAAGCACCACUACCACAGUCAGCUCCAAUGCUAAACGGAUUGGAUUCUAUAACACCAUCAACUGAAGAGCAUUGCAAAGAGUUUGAGAGUAAUUAUCUUUCUGAAAAUUUGUUGGAAACUCAAAAUGAUUGUCAAAAAGAGAUUGGUAGCGUGACAGAUAAUGUUAAAGAAAUAGUAAAAGUAACAGAAAGUAUUGUUAGUGAUAAUUUGAAGUCUGAUACUGAAACUGAAAAUGUGCUUGAAAAUACUGAAGUUGAUGAUGAUAUAAAAGUUGAGAAUUUUUUUGAAGAAAAGAAAACUAGAUUGCGUAAAAAGAAUCCAAAGUAUUCUAAUCCUUGUCCAGUACUUGUGGAAAGACGAAGUCUACGUAAACGUACCUCAACUGUUGAAAGGCUGGAAAUAACUACAACUCCUGUUAAAAGACAGAAAGUCGCAAAAGGAAGAACACCAAAGAAAACGAAACAGGAAAGCCAGAAAAAAGUUCAGCCAGAAAAAUAUGGAAAUGUUGAUUUUGAGAUGCUUUGUGAUAAUGUUGACGCUAUUCAGUUGCUUAUAAAUGAUUUAGAAGCGCAACAGACCGAAGAAAAAUUAUCUGUUUACGGCAAAACUGCUUUUCAGAUACACAAACAACUCAUCAAUAAACUAAGAUGGUUGUAUGAAGAAUUAGAACCUUGGAAUAUCCGUUUGCAAAAAGCUCGAUUACAGGCACAAGUACAAAUGAAACGAGAACAUGAUCAGAUUCAAAAUGCUGCAAAUAAAAUUGAUCAUUGGUCGGAGGAGCUGACUAAUAAAAACACAUACACAUUCGGAGAUAAUGUUACUAUUUCACACAUGGCAGUUGAUUCGCCGAUGUCGAGUGUUGCGAGUUUCGAUGACGGAUCCGGGGAUGAGGAUUAUACUCAUUCUUAUUUUACGAGGAGAAACAAUUCGCCACCCCCCAGAAUUAUUGAUGAAUCAUUGUUCGAAAAUGAGAGACAAACCCUACUCACUGCUGCUUUAUUUGAAUUGGAAGAAAUUUUGAAAGAAAACUUAAAAGAAUUAUUAAAAAUCGCAGAUCGUACACAAUUGGAAGAAAACUCGAGCACGAAUGACAGACGUCAAACACGACAAAAAAUAAAACAACAAAAUAAAGUCCUCGGUAAAGUUUUAAAUUUCGCUGAAGAAAAUAUAAUUAACCGUCCUUCACUCUUGCCGAUCUUAAUACCUGAUGGCGACGUCUACGACAUUGUCGACAUGCUUUUGUUAAAAGAAGAAACGAGGCUAGAAGAAUUAGCGAAAGAACAACGUAGAAAGCGUCUCGAACGAGCUAUGAGAAGAGUACAUAAACCAGUUCCCGUUGUAAAAGAAAGGGAAGUUUUUGUUGAAAAAGUAAAGAAAGCCCCGGUUGAAAUCGUAAUGAAAGAAAGGAUGCCUUCUUUAGAGAGAAUCAAAACUUUAAAGAAACCGACUAUAAAAAUUGUCACAAAACCAAUAAUACCCGCAGCAUUACCAUCAAAUAUAUCAAUUAAGAUGCGAAAUGGAAACGUUUACGCAGCUACGAGAUUAAGCGACGGUAGGGUCGUUCCGAUUGCUCGAGGAUUUGACAACCCUUCAGCUGCUUCAACAGUCGACGAACUCGUCAAAAAAGUUUCAAAUACUGCUAGUAAAACAGUGGCAAACUACACAGUACCUCAUAUUUCACUCAGAGGUGCAAACUCGCCAAAUAAAGUACGAUUGGGAAGUAAAUCCUCUCCGAACAAAUCAAAUCAAUCCCAAACUUCGCAAUUUCAAUCUCCAUCCAAACCUACUCAUCUUUUUUCCAAUUACCAAAUGGUAAAUAUCCCAAUCAAUCAAUUAAGUACAAGCUCGCCACUAUUACAAAACCAGCCCAUUGUAAGAAUCGCAAAGCUGACGGAACUCCAAAAAUCUCCUCAAAAAGGAAAUGGAAAUUCCCUGAUCAAGAUCAAACAAAGCCCGAAGAAGAUAGUUGUUACCCAGCCCUUACGCCGACCAAUCAUUAAUUCAGUAACACAAUUGCAGCAGACCAGUGUAAGCUACCCAUUGCCAAUGUUAAUGGAUCAUAAUCAGAAUAAUCCGAUUCCAACCAGCCAGAAUAAUCCGGUUCCAACCAGCCAACAGGAUCGAUCAACUCAUUUUGACACAACACAAGAAAAUGCAGUUGUACCGAACCAGUCUGAACCGGUUCAAACCAGUAUGCCCCAGCAAGAUCUAGUUCCGGUUUCUCAAUUAGUGCAAACUAUGCAAAAGCCUAUAAUACUUAAUGGACCAAGAUAUAAUGUAGUAAACACAGUAAUGCCAUUGGCUAUGACACAACAGCCCCAAAUAUACAAUUCUGCUGACACACAAACAGUAUUUCUGACACAACCAUUGAGAUUUGGACAGCCAAUUUUAACCCCAAUUCAAAUUAUAACACCCAAUAUUAAGUUUCAGCCCCCAGUGGGGUCUAUGGACAUUGGCGAUAACCAGCAGAACAACAUGGUUUUCAUACCAAUUCAGAGUACCAGUACUGUGCCUACUCAAAUUACUGCCUCACCUGCUCAAGUUUUAAACAUUGUGUCCUCACCUCAAACUCAAGUUGAGAGAGAUCCAUCACAGCAAUUUUGAUAUAGUUUACUAGGAAAUUGUACAUUAUACUGCAAGUCUUAUUGUCUCGUUUACUUUUUGCUAUAAAUAUUUUGUUUCAGUUGUAGCAUUAGAGUUAUAAAUGAGAAUAACAUAAUCUUAUUCCUUGAAAUAGCGAGUAUAUGUUUUAAGCUUCCAUUAGAUCGUAGUCCUGGGGUAACGAAAAGCUAAUAAGACAGCUUAAUCAUGCGGUGAACCCCGACCUGUUGUCUGGUUUCCAGUCCAUGUCGAGUAUGGGAUUAGUUAGCCAGUUAUUUGUUUCAGAUGCAUUGGCUUGAUGAUGGAGAAAGCCAUAGCCGACCAGCUGUUACGUGACCCACUCCAUGGCGGGGGUGAUUCCAGCAAUCCCUUCGCACAUAAUUAACCCCCACAGAAUUUGAACCUGCGAACCCACGCAGGUUGAUCAGAGGUGCGGUAGCGAAUGUAUUCUUACUACUGAGCCGAGAGAAUAUGUUAUUCCUAAUUAUCAUUCCAAUAUGUGUUUUUAUGUAUGUCGUUCGCUUUUUUACUUUUCAUUAACAAUACUAUACUAAGAUAAUAAUUGAAUCAUAUUAUCACUAUUUCACCAAUAAAACGUGAUUGAUAUGUUUAUUGUCUGAACAGCUUUCCUUGGGUUGCAUUUGAAAAAGCACAUCUUCUGAAAAAUAUUCAAAAUUGUUAAAGAUUUUCUUUACUAACUUCUACUUGAUUUCAUUUAUGUUCUUCAUCUGCCAGUGAAUAUGUUGUUUUGUUUGUAGCUAAAUCUCUAUAUGAAUCGGUGUUCUGUUAUUUCAAAUCUCAUAUCGAUUUUAUUGUGUUCACUCUAACCAAGGCUCCUGACAAGAAGCCAGGUAUAUAGAACUACUGUUUCAGUAAUGUUGGACAUUUUUCUAUUUCCCAAUUGUUGCAAUCUAGAUCGGUUGAACCGUUGAUUUAACAAGGCUUGAGUAAAAUUUGAAUGAUUAAAUAAAUAAAGCAUUCCUUGUAAACAAAUGUGUAAAUUUUUUAGAUUCGCACAUGUCACAUUUAAUUUUAUAUUCCAAGAUUUCGUAUUGUACAUCAACGUUUUUACGAGAGGAUAGCAGGUAUAGUUGGUAAUGUAGGCCUAGUGGCUAAAGAUGCCAUGGUGCAAUGAGAAGUCGUAUUUGCUUAUUGUGCCGUGAAUGUUACUUUCUUAUGCUUUGCUGUUUAUAUGAUUGUUGUUAAUCAUUAAUUUUGGACCCUUUCUGAUACUGCUGCAUAACAUUUAUGAAUAGAAUUGUUUUUGCGUACAUGAGAGUAUGAAGCAGUUUUGUAUUUUUGUUGUGAAAUUUGAACAACAUUUUCUUCCUAUAUUUUAUUUUGUGUUUUGUUUAAAAUAUUAUUCCCAAACUACUUGAAAUAACAUCACUAUUUCCUAAUAUAGUAAUGGAAGUUUUUUGUCUGAUGUUCUUCAUGCCUUCAUUUGAAAAGCUGCUUUAUUUGGGGAGAAUCGGAAUUUCUCCAACAUGACCAUGAUUAGAAUGCAAAAAUUUCGAACAGCAAGACCCCAAAUUUAUGUUAGAUAAUCAGAUACUCGUUGUGUGCUGGUAUCUGGACGAGAGUACGUGGUUCACGUUAUUAUUAACUGCCUUACUGGCUUUCUGGGAUAUUUAAAAUCCUAUCCUUCAUUUUUAUUUCUUAUAUAUUUAGUCAAUUUUCUUUGUUUUGACUUGUUUGUACUUCAGAAUUUGUCUGAUGACUUUUUUAUGUUUUCAUUCAUUUCAUAAACUAGUAUGAAUUUUUCAAGUAGAAUAACUUUUUUUCAUUUUUGCUUUGUUAUUGUUUGAUAAUAAACUCUUUCAAUGAAUUUCUUUUUCAUAUAAG